AUGUUUCUUCUGUUUUCUCAGCUUACAAAGCAAUUCACGCAUCCAUUUUCGGAAGUAUUAACUAAAGAAAACAUGUACACAAUCAUUGGUCAGAAAAAACCAGCAAUUAUUCACUUCUAUGCUCCAGAUUGCCCUCAUUGCGCCGAAUUCUCACCAGUUUGGAAUGAAGUCACAAGAAUGUACAAUCCAUUCACCAAUAUCACAUUUGCUACAGUAAACUGCGAUAGAUAUAAGAGUGUUUGCACUGCAUUUGACGGAUCUAGCACACCAACAACACAAUUCUUCGCUCCACAUUCAAAGAUGGGUCAGAGAUUCGGAGGAAAGGACGUUGUUGGCUUAACCAAGUUCGUAAAGAACAACGCAAAUAUGUUACCUUACACAUCUCCAAAUCAUUUAGCUUAUGCUAAGCCAAAUGAAGUCGAAAAGAUACUAAAGGAGAACCCAGUGUUCCUCGUCUUUGAUACACAUAGAAAUUGCCAUUACAAUCAGACAGAAAUCAGAUUAGUCGAGGAAAAGAGAGAUGUCGACAUCAGAGCAAUAGAUCCUGUUGAGAAUCCAAAAGAAGUAAAGAAAUACUGCGGAUCUACUGAACCUUGCAUGGUUCUUCUUCAAGGAAAUAACAAAAUUAAAUAUGAAGGACCUGCUACCUCUGCAGACAUCCUUGCAUUCUUUGAUGAAAAAGUUGAAGAGCUGUAA
This is a messenger RNA of Trichomonas vaginalis G3, 696 nucleotides long. Its product is annotated as cell redox homeostasis. Gene Ontology annotation, biological process: protein folding. The transcript has a single exon. Gene Ontology annotation, molecular function: protein disulfide isomerase activity. Lineage: Eukaryota; Parabasalia; Trichomonadida; Trichomonadidae. Bases 1 to 696 code for a protein of 231 amino acids. Gene Ontology annotation, cellular component: endoplasmic reticulum. The record is from RefSeq and is a predicted model, not a curated record.